AGAAUUCAAUGAAUUUGAAGGAAACUAUUCAUUGAUAUAACUUCCGUCUGUCAGGUAAAGUCAGGACAUUUUUUGGACCUUUGUUUAUUGAGAACGGUUUCAGAGAAAUAUUUAAUUUUUAUAAGGAUGGAAGUAGAAAUAGAGAAGCCUAUUCAUGAAAAAAUUAUUGCUGUCCAGAAUCAGUUGAGAAUUGCUAUUCAAAAUCAUCAUAUGCUGGUCCUCCGCAAGAAGAAUUUCCCUUUGGACAAUGAACUAAAUACGCAUCUCAAUGUCAUUCAAUUUCUGAUCAUCAACAUGGGCCGAGCUCAGGCCGAGCUGAUGACUCGAUUUCGUCAGGAAAUUGCUGCAAAGUACGAUGUAAAACCCAAUAGCCCAGUUGUAUCUACAGUUAUGAAAAAAUUUUUACUUUUCCCUGAAGCUCCCAAAAACAUACCGGUUUAUAAACCUGUUAUAAAGACUAACAAUGAUGAAAAAAAAAUUAGUUCAUGGAGGCCAAAAGCAAUGAAAUCAUUACUGAGAGUUAAUAACAAUGAUAAUUCCGAAAAUAAUAAAUUUAUUAGUAUUGGUAACCAGAAAGUAAAUGCAUCUGACGUCACAGUAGAUGGUUCAAAAAUCAAAAUUGUUUACAAAGGAAAAAAAGAAAGUUCAAAUUCUUUACUUGUUCAGCAACCUAAAAAACUUCAAUCAGUGCUCAAAUCAAAAAAUGUAAAAGCCAAUAGUAAUGAUAAAAAUGAAUCUGUUGAAGAAGGACGUAAUUCUCCAGAGUCUUGUUCCAGCAGUUCAGGAAGUGAUUUAAAAUCUAAAAUUUCUUCACGAAGUAAUAGUCCUGUUGAAGAUAAUGAUGUUAUUGAAUCACCCACUAGGAGAAUGGAUACUCGCUAUGGGAGGAAAUACGAAGCAAAAAUGCUUGGGAAAACAAAAAUUAAAAUACUAUGUGAUAAUCAAAAUAAUUCUGUUAAAAAAAAUGUGGAAGUUGCAAAAGAUUCAAGUGGACAAGAAUGGAAACACACUUUACCAGUUACUAGAGCUAAAUCCAUUAAUCAAGAACCUGUUACGAUUGAUGAACUGGACAAAGAAAUUUUUCUUGGAUUCUUUGGUUUGGUUAGCAAAGAAAAGUGUGAAGUCCUUAAAAGGAAACGAUGUGAAAGAAAAAGGAGGAGUGUUGCUGGACAAAGUAGUCUUUAUUCCGAUUAUUUUCAACCUCAGCCAAAACGAACUUAUACUCCUCGUAAACCUCCUGUUCCUGUGGCUAAUAGCAAUGCUGUUAUUGUUGAAUCGCCUCCUGUAGAUGAUGAUGAGGAUGAAAAACCAACAAAAACUAAUUCUUGUAUCAUCUGUCAUGAAGAAGGAAUCUUGGAAGUAUGUAACUCUUGCAGUGAAAUGUACCAUUACAAGUGUAUACCUGCUUCAAAUAAAGGCUAUUGUCCUAAUUGCAUGGCCCAAACUACUAACAUCCCUAGUAUUGUUGGGGCUAAUAAUUCUGCUGGGAACGCUUCAAGUUUGGAACUCAUUAAGCGAUACUCUAAUGAUGAGCAAUCAUCAGGGUAGAAAAGGCGUAUAAAUGUAUGGCAUGAUAAACUAAAAGAGGUUGGCCACCCCUAAUCUAGAGUAAUCAUUUGCUUAGUAAAUAUAGCUGAAAAUUUUGUUUAUAAUAAAGGCUUUAACAUUAAAAAAAAAAAA
Messenger RNA from Nezara viridula (southern green stink bug), 1680 nucleotides. Lineage: Eukaryota; Metazoa; Arthropoda; Insecta; Hemiptera; Pentatomidae. The record is from the annotation of a GenBank genome assembly.